This is a messenger RNA of Anisakis simplex (herring worm), 477 nucleotides long. NCBI's taxonomy places the organism in Eukaryota, Metazoa, Nematoda, Chromadorea, Rhabditida, Anisakidae. The record is from the annotation of a GenBank genome assembly.
AUGGAGUGGUUCGAAUACGAGACUGGAUAUGCAUGGUGUGAAAGUGCUGCCUACAAAUAUCAAACACUGCCGAUGGUUGCCGAAUUUGUGAAUUGUAUAACAAAUCUGCCUUUGAUUGUUCUACCACUGGUGAACGUGAUGCUGUUGAAAGAUUAUAUCCUGAAGAUCAACUGGUUGAUUGCAUUACCUCAAUUGCUGCUAGCGUUUAACGGCAUUGCAUCCACCUAUUAUCAUGCAACCCUUAAUUUAUUUGAUCGUUUACUGUGCGACUUUUGGCUAUAUCUUGGAACACCGUACUUGCAUGCAGCAUUCCAUUUACUGAGCAGUAUCGCAGCGUAUAACGCCUUUGUGAUGUUCUCAAUUCUCGACAUCAAACGCCGUAAGGACAGCCAUCAUUACAGUUUCAAUCUGAACUAUUUCCCGUGCCGAAGUGUUUUUGCACUGCCUUAUAUUCAGCUGUGCGAUAAACGAUUCUAG